UGUCAUGAUAUUGUCAAAAUAAAAUAUAAACAAAACAAACAGUGCGUGCAAGCGAACCAUUUCGUGAAUUCUCACCGAAAACCCCAAUAAAAAUCGUUUAAAACAAGUUUCUAACAUGAGCUCGAAAAAUUCUGCACUUGCAUCACUAACCGCUACUUAUACGGAUUCGGAAAAUGAAGAUGAUCGUCGUUCGGACGAUGAUUCACCUCAAUCAGAUGGAGGAAGCUCCGUGUCACAGAUUCGUUCUCGCCAGCAGACACCUCUGCGGGAAAUGUCCGAGAGCUCUGGAACGCCCAUCACGCAAAGCAACACUGCAAGCCUUCCGUUCAAAUCGGCCGAACCUAGUGGUGCUAGCGACAAUGGAACACCUGUCCCAACACGUAAGAAAGCACUCCGGCUCGUUAGCUACAUCGACGAUACGAUAGUAGAUACAGACGAAGAAAACAACUCGCCGGCACACAGCGACCAAGAGGAGAUAGUCCAAUCAGAACACGAACCAGAACCACAGCGAAGCCCUUCGCCGGAAAAGAUCGACCGAGCAAAACUGUACGGUUUCAGUUUGCCACCCGAACCCAAGGGCAAAAGUUCGCAGGAAUUGCAGGAUAAGAUAGCCGCACUGCAUGAACGGAUGAAAAAUUCCAACAUGGACACAAACCGCAUUAUUCAGGAACGGAAAGAGUUCCGUAAUCCAAGCAUCUACGAAAAACUUAUCCAUUUCUGCGAUAUAAACGAGCUGGGCACGAACUAUUCACCCGAAAUAUUUGAUCCCUUCCAAUGGGGCAAGGAGUCAUACUACGAGGAGCUCGCGAAGGCACAAAAGGUCGAGAUGGAAAAGGUGGAAAAAGCGCGCAAGGAAGCGACGAAAACGGAAAUACAAACUGGUGUGAAGCGUGUCGAUCCGGACGAGUCGAAAAAGCGGAAAUCGAAAUGGGACCAACCGGGUGUGUUGGGAGCGGCACCUGGUAUGCUGGGAACCGCAGCUGCCGUCGCCAUGGUGAAUGCCCUGAAACCGGCAGGUAUUAUACAGCAGACGCUCACAACGACGGCUACCGGAACGAAGGGAACCGUUAUAUCGGCGUUUGGAUCGCUACCAAAGAAGCCCAAGGUUUAAUGCGAAAACUGCAGAUAUUAGAAGAAGUAAGACGAAUAAAUAUAAUUUUAAAAAAUA
Molecule: messenger RNA, 1168 nt
Organism: Anopheles funestus (African malaria mosquito)
Lineage: Eukaryota; Metazoa; Arthropoda; Insecta; Diptera; Culicidae
Product: SAP30-binding protein
Exons: 2
Coding region: 116-1111 (331 amino acids)
Biological process (GO): regulation of DNA-templated transcription
Cellular component (GO): nucleus
Source: RefSeq, a predicted model, not a curated record